AUGACCCUGGCAGCGGACGGGGCUGCGGGCCACGCGUGCCCGCCGCCCCUCACGCUGUGCCCAUCCCGGCUCCUUCGAGUCCUGUGGCUGCUUUGCCUGCUGCCCGGCCCCGCCUGGGUCGAGGGCGCCGAGCAGCGCCAAGUGUUUCAGGUUCUGGAAGAACAACCGCCCGGCACCCUGGUGGGCGCCAUUCAGACGCGCCCCGGCUUCACCUACCGGCUCAGCGAAAGCCACGCCUUAUUCGCCAUCAACAGCAGCACCGGAGUCCUGUACACCACGGCCACCAUCGACCGCGAGAGUCUGCCUAGCGACGUGAUCAACUUGGUGGUGCUGUCCAGUUCACCUACUUAUCCGACCGAAGUGCGCGUGCUGGUGCGCGAUCUCAACGACAACGCGCCCGUCUUCCCGGACCCCUCCAUCGUGGUCACGUUCAAGGAGGACAGCGGCAGCGGGCGGCAGGUCAUCCUGGACACCGCCACCGACGCGGACAUCGGCUCCAACGGCGUGGACCACCGCUCCUACCGCAUCGUGCAGGGCAACGCGGCGGGGCGCUUCCGCCUGGACGUCACCCUGAACCCCAGCGGCGAGGGCGCCUUCCUGCACCUCGUCUCCAAGGGCGGGCUGGACCGCGAGGCCACCCCGCAGUACCAGCUCCUGGUGGAGGUGGAGGACAAAGGCGAGCCGAAGCGGCGGGGGUACCUGCAGGUGAACGUGACAGUGCAGGACAUCAACGACAACCCCCCGGUUUUCGACAGUACCCAGUACCAGGCAGGGGUGCCCGAGGACGCGGCCGUGGGUUCCAGCGUCCUGCAGGUGGCAGCGGCGGACGCGGACGAGGGGACCAACGCGGACAUCAGGUACCGGCUGCAGGACGAGGGCACCCCUUUCCAGAUGGACCCCGAGACCGGGCUCAUCACGGUGCGCGAACCGCUGGAUUUCGAGGCCCGGCGCCAGUACGCGCUGACCGUCCAGGCGAUGGAUCGGGGUGUGCCCUCGCUGACCGGGCGCGCCGAGGCGCUCAUCCGGCUGCUGGACGUCAACGACAACGACCCGGUGGUGAAGUUCCGGUACUUUCCGGCCACAUCCCGCUACGCCUCCGUGGACGAGAAUGCCCAGGUGGGUACCGUGGUGGCUUUGCUCACUGUCACCGACGCCGACUCCCCGGCGGCCAAUGGCAACAUCUCUGUGCAGAUCCUCGGAGGCAACGAGCAGCGCCACUUUGAGGUGCAGAGGAGCAAAGUGCCCAACCUGAGCCUCAUCAAAGUGGCCAGUGCCCUGGACCGCGAGCGCAUCCCCUCCUACAACCUCACAGUCUCCGUGUCUGACAACUUUGGGGCGCCCCCCGCCGCAGAGACCCGGGCGCGCUCGUCUGUGGCCAGCCUGGUGAUCUUCGUCAACGACAUCAAUGACCACCCGCCAGUCUUUGCCCAGCAGGUGUACCGGGUGAACCUGAGUGAGGAGGCGCCCCCUGGGAGCUACGUGAGUGGGGUGUCUGCCACGGACGGGGACUCAGGGCUCAAUGCCAACCUGCGAUACAGCAUCGUCUCUGGCAAUGAACUGGGGUGGUUCCGGAUAAGUGAGCACAGUGGCCUGGUGACCACUGCAGCCUCUGGUGGCCUUGACCGUGAACUCGAGUCCCAGAUUGUACUGAACAUCAGUGCUCGCGACCAGGGAGUCCACCCCAGAGUGUCCUAUGCUCAGCUAGUCGUUACUCUUUUGGAUGUGAACGACCAGAAGCCAGUGUUUAGCCAGCCACAAGGGUACCAGGUGUCUGUGGUGGAGAAUACCCCAACUGGGACAGAAUUGCUCGUGGUUGGUGCAAAGGAUGGGGAUUUGGGUGACAAUGGGACAAUCCGCUUCUCCCUACAGGAACCGGAAGGUGCCCACAGGGUCUUCCGGCUGGACCCUUUGUCGGGGAGGUUGAGCACAGUUUCCUUUCUGGACAGGGAGGAGCAAGCCUCCUAUUCUCUGUGGGUUAUGGCCACAGAUCUGGGCUCCCCUCCCCAGACGUCUGUGGCCCGCAUCAACGUGAGUCUGGUGGAUCUGAAUGAUAACACUCCAGUGUUCUAUCCUGUCCAAUAUUUUGCUCAUAUCCAAGAGAAUGAACCAGGAGGGAGCUAUGUGACCACUGUCUCUGCCUCUGACCCUGACCUGGGGCCCAAUGGAACUGUCAGGUAUACCAUUUCAGCAGGGGACAGGUCCAGGUUUCAGAUCAAUGCUCAGAGUGGGGUGAUUUCUACUCGGAUGGCCCUAGAUAGAGAAGAGAAAACAGCCUACCAAUUGCAAGUAGUGGCUACUGAUGGUGGCAAUUUACAAUCACCCAACCAGGCCAUUGUCACCAUCACGGUUUUGGACACACAAGAUAACCCACCUGUGUUCAGCCAGGUGGCCUAUAGCUUUGUGGUGUUUGAGAACGUGGCUUUGGGCUAUCAGGUGGGCAGAGUGUCAGCGACAAGCAUGGAUCUCAACACGAACAUCACUUAUGUCAUUACCACUGGGGACCAGAAAGGCAUGUUUGCCAUUCACCAGGCCACAGGACAGCUGACCACAGCCAGUGUGAUCGACAGAGAAGACCAGGCAUUUUAUCAGCUCAAAGUAGUAGCUAGUGGUGGUGCAGUGACUGGAGACACAGAGGUGAACAUAACAGUGAAGGAUCUGAAUGACAACGCUCCUCAUUUCCUCCAGGCUGUGGAGAGUGUCAAUGUGGUAGAGAACUGGCAGGCUGGCCAUACUGUUUUCCAAGCUAAAGCAGAGGAUCCCGAUGAAGGCGUCAAUGGCCUAGUGGUCUAUAGUCUGAAACAAAACCCCAUGAAUCUGUUUGCCAUCGAUGAAAGGAAUGGUACUGUUAGUCUCCUGGGUUCCUUGGAUGCACAUGCUGGUUCUUACCAAAUGGAAAUCUUGGCGUGUGACACCGGGGUGCCCCAGCUUUCCUCUAGCCUCAUUGUAACCGUGUAUGUCCAUGAUGUCAAUGACAACCCACCUGUGUUUGACCAGAUUUCUUAUGAGGUCACUCUUUCUGAGUCUGAACCUGUGAAUUCUCGGUUCUUCCAAGUUCAGGCUUCUGAUCAGGACUCUGGGGCCAAUGGAGAAAUUGCAUAUGACAUUGUGGAAGGCAACACCGCUGGUGCGUUUGGCAUCUUCCCAGAUGGUCAGCUGUAUAUAAAAAGUGAACUUGACCGUGAGCUUCAAGACAGAUAUGUUCUGAUGGUUGUUGCUUCUGACAGAGCCAUUGAACCACUCAGUGCUACUGUGAACGUGACUGUGAUUCUAGAAGAUGUUAAUGAUAACAGACCUCUUUUCAACAGCACUAAUUACAUGUUUUACUUUGAAGAGGAGCAGGCAGCUGGGUCAUUUGUGGGCAAAGUAAGUGCUGCCGAUAAAGAUUUGGGGCCUAAUGGAGAAGUAAGGUAUUCCUUUGAGAUGGCACAGCCAGACUUUGAGUUACAUGCCAUCACUGGGGAAAUCACAAGCACUCGUCAAUUUGACAGGGAGUCUUUUGUGAGACAGAGGGGAAACGCCAUGUUCAGCUUCACAGUCAUCGCCAUGGACCAGGGGCUCCCUCAUGUGCUCAAGGACCAGGCGAGUGUCCAUGUGUACAUGAAGGAUAUAAAUGAUAAUGCUCCUAAAUUUUUAAAAGACUUUUACCAAGCUACCAUAUCAGAGACAGCAGCUAACCUAACCCAGGUUUUAAGGGUAUCGGCUUCAGAUGUCGAUGAAGGCAAUAAUGGACUGAUUCAUUAUUAUCUCAUCAAAGGAAAUGAAGAAAGGCAUUUUGCUGUGGACAGCAUAUCAGGUCAGGUGACGCUUAUCGGCACCCUGGAUUAUGAAACCACACCGGCCUAUUCCCUAGUGAUCCAGGCAGUGGAUUCAGGAGCAAUCUCCCUCAAUUCAACCUGUACACUAACCAUCGAGAUUUUAGAUGAAAAUGACAAUAAUCCUUCCUUCCCCAAGGCCACGCUAAUGGUGGACGUUUUGGAGAACAUGAGGGUUGGUGAGCUGGUGUCGUCGGUGACGGCCACGGACUCGGAUUCGGGGGACAAUGCCGAUUUGCAUUACAGCAUCACCGGGACCAACAACCACGGGACCUUCAGCAUCAGCCCCAACACUGGCAGCAUUUUCCUCGCUAAGAAACUGGACUUCGAAACCCAGUCUCUGUAUAAACUAAACAUCACUGCCAAAGACCACGGCAGGCCCCCUCGCUCAUCCACUAUGUCAGUGGUGAUCCAGGUGAGAGACUCCAACGACAAUGCACCCAGCUUUCCGCCCGGGGACAUCUUCAAGUCCAUCGAGGAGAACAUUCCCGUCGGCUCGCCGGUCCUCUCCGUGACGGCGCACGACCCCGACGCCGACAUCAACGGCCGGCUGGCCUACGCCAUUGUGCAACAGCGGCCCCGCGGGGGCCAUUUCUGCAUAGACGAGGCCCAGGGUGUCAUCUACACAAGCGCCGAGAUUGACCGAGAGUUCGCCAACCUCUUUGAGCUGACCGUGAGGGCCAGCGACCAGGCCGUGCCCGUGGAGACCAGGCGCUGCGCCUUGAAGAAUGUCACCAUCCUGGUCACGGACCUCAACGACAACGUCCCCACGUUCAUCUCGCAGAAUGCCCUGGCGGUGGACCCGGCCACUGUGGCCGGCUCGGUGCUGACCACCCUCCUGGCCGCUGACCCCGACGAAGGAGUCAACGGAGAGGUGGAGUAUGAGAUCGUCAACGGGGACGCGGGCGCCUUCAGCGUGGACCGCUUCAGCGGGGACCUGCGCGUGGCGGCCGCCCUGGUGCCCUCGCGGCUCGUCUACAACCUCAUCGUGGCAGCCACAGAUCUUGGCCCUGAGCGCAGGCGAUCAACUACAGAACUGACCGUCCUUCUGCAGGGCCUGGAUGGGCCCGCGUUCACGCAGCCCAAAUACAUCACCAUUCUGAAGGAAGGGGAGCCCAUUGGCACCAACGUCAUCUCGGUGGAGGCGGCCAGCCCCCGGGGCGCCGAGGCCCCCGUGGAGUACUACAUCGUGUCUGUGCGCUGCGAGGAGAAGACAGUGGGUCGCCUCUUCACCAUCGGGCGACACACGGGCGUUCUGCAGACGGCCGCAGUCCUGGACCGGGAGCAGGGCGCCUGUCUUUACCUGGUGGAUGUUUACGCCAUAGAGAAAUCGUCGGCUUUCCCCAGGACGCAGAGAGCAGAGGUGGAAAUCACGCUGCAGGACAUCAACGACAACCCGCCGGUGUUCCCCGCGGACACGCUGGACCUGACGGUGGAGGAGAACGUGGGCGACGGCGCCAGGAUCCUGCAGCUCAGCGCCAUGGAUGCCGAUGAGGGUGCCAAUGCUGUGGUCACAUACGCUAUUAUUAGUGGAGCUGAUGAUAGCUUCCGCCUCGACCCUGAAUCUGGAGACCUCAUAGCCACCAAGAGGCUGGACAGGGAGCGCCGUUCCAAGUACUCCCUGCUGGUGCGAGCUGAUGACGGGCUGCAGUCCUCAGACAUGAGGAUCAAUAUCACCAUCAGCGACGUGAAUGACCACACGCCCAAGUUCUCCCGGCCCGUGUAUUCUUUUGACAUCCCAGAAGACACUAGUCCUGGUUCCUUGGUAGCAGCUAUUUUAGCUACUGAUGAUGACUCCGGUGUGAAUGGAGAAAUUACAUACAUUGUGAAUGAAGAUGAUGAAGAUGGAAUAUUUUUUCUGAACCCUGUUACUGGAGUCUUCAAUUUGACCAGAGUAUUAGAUUAUGAAGCACAGCAAUAUUACAUCCUCAGUGUUCGUGCAGAAGAUGGUGGGGGACAAUUUGCUACUGUUAGAGUUUACUUCAACAUACUUGAUGUCAAUGAUAACCCACCCGUCUUUAGCCUCAGUUCGUACAGCACCUCCUUGAUGGAGAAUCUGCCUCCAGGCUCUACUGUCCUGGUGUUUAACGUUACCGAUGCAGAUGAUGGUAUCAACUCUCAACUGGCUUAUAGCAUUGCUUCGGGCGAUAGCCUCGGGCAGUUCGCAGUGGACAAGGACGGGGCGUUGAAAGUCCUGAAAGCCCUGGACAGAGAAAGUCAGUCUUUCUACAACUUGGUGGUGCAGGCGCAUGACCUGCCCACGCCCCCGGCCCCCAGGUUCACCAGCACUGCACACGUCUCCAUCAUUCUGCUGGACGUGAACGACAACCCGCCGGCGUUCCUCUCGCCGAAGCUGGCGUACGUCCCGGAGAACACCCCCCUGGACACCGUGGUGUUCACAGCGCAGGCCGCAGACCCGGACAGCGGCCCCAACAGUUACAUCGAGUAUGCGCUGCUGCAUCCCGCGGGAAGGCCAUUCAGCAUCGGGACCAUCGACGGCCAGGUGCGGCUGGCCGCGGAGCUGGACCGAGAGGCCGCCUCGAACUACACGCUGACCGUGGUGGCCACAGACAAAGGGCAGCCGCCGCAGUCCGCAUCCACUGAGGUGGCGGUCACCGUGCUGGACGUGAACGACAACAGCCCGGCGUUCGUGCGCGCGGCGCACGCGGUGGAGGUCAGCGAGGACACGCUCACGGGCACCGACAUCCUGCAGGUCUUUGCCUCCGACGCCGACGAGGGCCCCAACGGGCAGGUGCGCUACAGCAUCGUGGAUGGGAAUGCCCACCAGGACUUCCGCAUCGACUCGGUCACCGGUGCCAUCACAGUGGCCAGGCCCCUGGACAGAGAGCGGAUCCCCGUGUACCUCCUGACCGUCCAGGCCACGGAUCGGGGCAGCACCCCCCGAUCGGACACCUCCACCGUCAGGGUGGUGUUACUGGACGUUAAUGACUUCGUUCCCACAUUCGAGCUGUCUCCUUACUCCGUCCAUGUCCCCGAAAAUCUGGGGACACUUCCCAGAACCAUUCUUCAGGUGGUGGCAACAGAUCAUGACCAGGGACAAAACAGCAAACUCUCCUAUGUUCUGUGUGGCGGUAACGAAGAGCAGGCCUUCACACUUUCAGCCAGUGGAGAACUAAGAGUGACCCAGAGCUUGGAUAGGGAGACAAAGGAACAUUUUGUUUUGUUAAUUUCAGCUACAGAUUCAG
Messenger RNA from Dipodomys spectabilis (banner-tailed kangaroo rat), 7018 nucleotides. RefSeq names its product FAT atypical cadherin 4 (gene Fat4). NCBI's taxonomy places the organism in Eukaryota, Metazoa, Chordata, Mammalia, Rodentia, Heteromyidae. The transcript is spliced from 6 exons. Gene Ontology annotation, cellular component: plasma membrane; cell-cell junction. The annotation marks the transcript as partial. Gene Ontology annotation, molecular function: calcium ion binding. The record is from RefSeq and is a predicted model, not a curated record. Gene Ontology annotation, biological process: homophilic cell-cell adhesion.